ACGAUGGCCAGAAAUAGUGGAUAAUAUUCCCGCAGGUUAUACUGCGAGUGACCACCCAUCUCUCAUGGAUAGAGUAUUCCAGUGCAAAUUAAAUGAAAUGAUAGAUGACGUGCUGAAAAAGCACAUUUUUGGGGUACACGUAGCUAACCUCUACGUUAUAGAAUUCCAAAAAAGAGGGUUACCCCAUUGUCAUAAUCUGCUUAUUCUAAGAGACGGAGAUAAAUUAACAGACCCUCGCAGAAUUGAUGCAUUCAUUAGUGCAGAAAUACCAGAUCCGCAAUUAGAACCGGAACUGUAUGAAAUUGUAACCUCUUUCAUGGUACACGGCCCUUGCGGAGAAUUGAACCCAGACUCCGUUUGUAUGGUGAAUGGCCAAUGUUCUAAAAAGUAUCCUAAAGAAUUUAGUGAACUUACAGUAAUAUCAGAAAAAGGGCAAGUCUCUUAUAAAAGACCAAACAAUGGCAGAACUUUGACGAUUAGAGCUAAUAACAGAAACUGUAUUUUAGACAAUCGUUGGAUAGUUCCUUACAAUCCCUAUAUCCUAUUAAAGUAUAAAUGCCAUAUUAAUAUAGAGGCUUGCGCUACUACCCAAUGCGUUAAAUACUUAUAUAAAUACCUAUUUAAAGGUGUAGAUCUGGCAUUAGUUCGCAUUAACGUAGAAAAUCAAGCGAAUUAUAAUGAGGUAGAAAACUACUUGAACGCACGGUAUAUGACUCCUCCGGAGGCCUGUUGGCAUAUCAAUCAAUUUGAAACCCAUAAAAAUACCCACACCGUUUAUCGGCUUUGCGUUCAUCUACCUACCAGGCAAAUGGUUCGUUUCCAACCUGGAUUCGAAAUACAAGCAUUAGAAAAUAAUGAAAUUACCCAACUAACGGCAUGGUUUCUGUUAAAUCAGAAUGACCCCGACGCCCGACAAUAUCUGUACACCGACAUUCCAUAUCAUUACGUAUGGAAUAGUAGAACUAAACGGUGGACCCGUCGCCAAAGGGGUGCUAACAAAAUUGUAACACGAAUGUACUCUGUGAGUAUACGUAAUCAGGAAUUAUAUUACUUACGUUUGUUACUUUUACAUGUUCCUGGAGCAAUCUCCUACGAAGAGUUACGUACACUAAACGGGGUCAUUUACGACACCUUUAAAGAAGCCUGCCAGCACAGAAAUUUAUUGGCAGAUGACGUUGAGUGGAAACGAACUCUGAGAGAAGCUUGCUCUAGAGAUAUGCCAUAUCAAUUGAGAAGCAUGUUCGCUUUCAUAUUAGUUUUUUGUGAAGUUUCAGAUGCUCCGGCGCUUUGGGACGAAUUCCGAGAUUAUUUCAUGGAAGAUUUCAGGCGCCACGGCCUUUCUGAGGAACGGGCUCUGCAACAAACACUUCAAUGUAUUCAAACCACACUGCUGCUAAACGGCACUAGAUUAGCAUCAUACGGUUUACCAGAACCUGCAGAAAUGGUAAUACGUUUUGAUCCUAUAAAUAUAGAAACCGAAAGAGUACAAGGUCAGGAAAUGUACGAAAACCUCAAUCAUGAACAAAGAACCAUUUGUAAUGCAGUAAUGAAUGCUGUUCAUGAUGACAACGAUCCCAAUCGUCUUUUCUUGGUAAAUGCCGCGGCAGGAUCCGGCAAAUCAUACCUGUUUCAAACCUUGAUCUCAAAGCUACGAGGUGAAGAAUUACCCGUAUUAGUAGCCUGUCCGACCGGAAUAGCUGCUUCAAUUCUAAAAGGUGGUCGGACGAUUCAUUCAGUAUUUAAAUUACCUUUUGAUAUUAACGAAACGACGACUACCGGAAUCUCCCCUACUACAAGUGAAGGUCGUUACAUAGCCUCAUGUAAACUCUUAAUAAUUGACGAAGUCUCCAUGGUGACAAAUCUUAUUUUUAACAUAAUCGAAAGGGCACUACGAGACAUCUGCAGCGAUAACAGACCCUUCGGCAAUAAAGUGACAUUAUUAGGCGGAGAUUUCCGACAAACCCUACCGGUAGUCGUUGGCGGAAAUAGAUGUACAAUAGUAAACGCCUGUAUAAAAAGUAGCCGACACUGGCCUCUAUUUACAAAUUACGACUUGCAAACAAACGUAAGGGCUAUUCAGAAUCACGAGUUUGCUACAUGGCUCCUGAAUUUAGGUAACGGAACUUUACAGCCUCUACGACGAACAAUAUAUGGUAAUAUUGUACAAAUACCCACAAACUGUUACGUUACCAGUGUCCCAGAUCUUAUCGAGUUCUGCUUUGAUGACAUGGAUCCAACAGUGGCCAUAAGUAGGGCCAUUUUAGUUCCAACAAAUAAUAUUAGCCAUUCCAUUAAUAAAAAAGUUUUGCAAAAAUUAGAGGGCCCGAGCAAAACUUACUGUAGCGCUGACUGUGUCGAUACAACGGAUGACCCGGCAGCCGAAGUGGCGAAUUACACUGUCGAAUUUCUAAAUUCAUUAACUCCCAGUGGACUUCCGCCACACAAAUUGGUCUUAAAAGAAGGCGCCGUAAUAAUGCUUUUACGCAAUUUAAACCUAAAAAAAGGUUUGUGCAAUGGUACUAGAUUAAUUGUUCGUUUGUUGGGAAACCAGUACAUAGACGCUGAAAAAACCGACAGUAGUGGCAGACCUACUGGAGAAAGAGUUUUUAUUCCCCGUAUAGACCUCAAAACAGGAGGUGACACUUUACCAUUUAAAUUAAAAAGAAGGCAAUUUCCUGUUCAGUUAGCUUAUACUAUGACGAUUCAUAAAUCGCAGGGACAAACCUUCAACCGAGUGGGUAUCUAUCUGGAGGAACCCGUAUUUACUCACGGACAACUCUAUGUAGCUUUUUCGAGAACUAAAAACAUAGAAGACGUUAAAAUUUAUAUGUUACAACGUCCAGAACAAGAUAUCACUGAAUAUACAGUCAACGAAGAAAAACCAAUUAUUCGAUAAAAGCUGGAUUCCACCAGUUACAAAGGCCAUUACGAAAUAUUUGACAUCGCCACUAUUUGAAGAAGAGUAGUUCCAUUUAUAAUGAUAUUAAAGCCAACAACAAAAUUGGAAAUAAACAUCACGACAAACCUAGAGUUUUAAUAGCAAGUCCGUCUCCACAGAGCCUAGCCCGAAAACAACAAGGACAGGUCAAUGGUUCCUAGCUGCAGCUAAGGAAGUGCAAUGUAAAUCUGUAACUGGUGGCCGUCAAAUACAUAAAUUAAAGCAUAACAACCUGAAAAACCAAGACAUCACUGAAUAUGCCGUCAACGAAGAAGAACCAAUCAUUGGAAAAGCUGGAUACCACCAGUUACAAAGGCCAUUACGGAAUACCUGAGAUCACCACUAUCUGAAGAGCAGUUCCAUUGAUAACAAUCUUAAAGCCAACAACAACAAUGGAAUUGAACAUCACGGCAAACCUAGAGUUUUAAUAGCAAGUCCACCUCCACAGAGCCUAGCCCAAAAACAACAAGGGCAGGUCAAUGAUUCCUAGCUACAGCUAAGGAAGUGCAAUGUAAAUCUGUAACUGGUGGCCGUCAGAUACAUAAAUUGAAGCAUAAUCUGAAAAACCAAGACAUCACUGAAUAUGCCGUCAAUGAAGAAGAACCAAUCAUUUGAAAAGGCUGGAUACCACCAGUUACAAAGGCCAUUACGGAAUACCUGAGAUCAUCACUAUUUGAAGAGCAGUUUCAUUUAUAACGAUCUUAAAACCAACAACAAGAACCGAAAUGAACAUCACGGCAAAUCUAAAAUUUUAAUAGCAAGUCCACCCCCACAGAGCCUAGCCCGAAAAUAACAAGAGCAGGUCAAUGGUUCCUAGCUACAGCUAAGGAAGUGCAAUGUAAAUCUGUAACUGGUGGCCGUCAAAUACAUACAUUGAAGCAUAAUCUGAAAAACCAAGCUCAGAGAAACAGAUCCUUUGUAGACAUCACUGAAUAUGCCGUCAAUGAAGAAGAACCAAUCAUUUGAAAAGGCUGGAUACCACCAGUUACUAAGGCCAUUACAGAAUACCUGAGAUCAUCAUUAUUUGAAGAGUUGUUCCAUUUAUAACGAUCUUAAAACCAACAACAAGAACCGAAAUGAACAACACGGCAAACCUAGAGUUUUAAUAGAAAGUCCAUCCCCACAGAGCCUAGCCCGAAAAUAACAAAGGCAGGUCAAUGGUUCCUGGCUACAGCUAAGGAAGUGCAAUGUAAAUCUGUAACUGGUAGCCGUCAAAUACAUAAAUUGAAGUAUAACAACCUGAAAAACCAUUUUUUUCCACAAAUAACAUUAUAUUCAAACAAAUAUUCAUUUAUUCUUAUGGUCAAAUUUUAUAUAUCGUAGAUUGAAAACCGUUAAGUUUUGAAUAAUAUUCCAUUUAAAAAAUUAUACUAAACCAUUUUAAAUAAUAUAAAAAUCUAACUCUUCCUUUUAUUUUCUCUUAUAUUAAAAAAACCUUAAAUACAAAUUUCUCAGUUAUCCCUUACAGGUAUUUAAU
Messenger RNA from Anoplophora glabripennis (Asian longhorned beetle), 4415 nucleotides. RefSeq lists its product as uncharacterized. NCBI's taxonomy places the organism in Eukaryota, Metazoa, Arthropoda, Insecta, Coleoptera, Cerambycidae. Gene Ontology annotation, biological process: DNA repair; telomere maintenance. The record is from RefSeq and is a predicted model, not a curated record. The transcript is spliced from 5 exons. Bases 65 to 2896 code for a protein of 943 amino acids. Gene Ontology annotation, molecular function: DNA helicase activity.